CGGCGCCGCGUUUUCUUGCAAAUCCCUAGAUUGUGUGCUUGAGCCCCCAUUUUUGUUGUUGUUUUUUUUUUAGCGUCGUAUUCGCCGGGCAGGAUGCGUUCAAGUUAAGGGACGUGUACAUGCAUAUGAGCGUGUGAGCCAGGUCAGAGGGCAUGCUGCGGAGGGAAUCCGACUCUCAUGGCCUCUUUUCCUCUGGAGAGACAUCUGACAAUGACUGUGAGAUGAGGGCAAGUUGUGGAGAGGUAGAUGUGCUGUGUCUGUGCCAGACUGGUCCCUGUACACUCUAUUCAGAAGCACACAAGCCAAUGACGGACACGCUGACGUGUGAACACUGUGGGAAGAGCAGGGUAGCACUGACCAGGUACUCUGAGGGGUACGGCACAGAGGAGGAGUGUGUCUUGUCUGACCCUCAGGGGGAGAGUGACGCAGAUGCUGAUAUAGAGGAUACAGACUGCAGAUUGCAGGAGCCGGGUUCUCUCCAGCGAAUCAGUUCACGGAGACGUAAGCGUCCCCGGGUAACGCGGCAAGACACCACUGAAAGCGAGGACGAUGGCGGGCGGAGUCACAGAUCCCACCGAUGGAACCUUAGACUCAGUCCCCACAGAGCGCAAAACAGGACCAUACUGGAGGAGAGCAUAUCCCAGGUCAGACCGUUGGUCAUCUGCCAGCCGAGCAUCAUGGGCCAGAAAACCUUGGAAGAAUUUCCCAGAGGCCCCAAACCAACAACCUUCCCCAGCAACUUGACCCAGAUUCCACAAUGUGAGCCUGUGGAGGAGCAAUGUGAUCCCGCUGAUGACCCUCUAGGCAUUUAA
This is a messenger RNA of Lampris incognitus (smalleye Pacific opah), 812 nucleotides long. RefSeq lists its product as uncharacterized. The transcript is spliced from 8 exons. NCBI's taxonomy places the organism in Eukaryota, Metazoa, Chordata, Actinopteri, Lampriformes, Lampridae. The coding region runs from base 153 to 812 and encodes 219 amino acids. The record is from RefSeq and is a predicted model, not a curated record.